CGGUGGAAUGGAGAAUGGAAGAGGCUUCAAGGGCUAGGGCGGCGCUGAUCGGCAAUGGCGAGCUCCGCGAUCAGCCGCGAGCUAGGGAUGCGCUUGCUUUGCUCGCCUGGAUCGUCCAGCAUUUUCGUCCGAGCUGCCAGUGUCGCGUUUGGGCUUGGAUUUCCUUUCUACCUGAGCUUCAAAGCGCUCGAGAAGAAGUGUCAAGAGGAUCAAGAGCAAUGGCUUGUUUACUGGUCAGUGUACGCGUGCUUCAAUCUCGUGGAGAAGUUUACAGACAAGCUGAUAUCAUGGUUUCCCUUCUACCAUCAUGCAAAGCUCGCAUUCCUGAUGUGGCUCCAGCUACCAAACAACUAUGGCGUAAGGUAUCUGUACUUCAACUACGUGCGCCACUUCCUUGUCAAGCACCAAGCUCGAUUGGACCGAAUUGUUGAUGCCAGCAGGAACGACAUGAACAAUUUCGUGACUGCACACCACAAGGAGAUUCAAGCGAUUGGAAAUGUCGUGCACAAGUUCGUCGUGUCUGCCUACCGGACUGUAGAGGAAACCGUGCGUUCCACACUCUACACUCAGUCGGACAGGUCUCUGCCCGAGGACGAUCCCUGUGAAGGACGUGCUUGACUCCCCAGCAAUUUUGGUUAAUUCUAAAUCUUUUUAACUUUUUCUUAUAACCUCUUUCGCCUACGGCUAAUGUAGCUUAUGACCAAGAACAAAGAAAUCGAAUCGUAUGCC
Selaginella moellendorffii is the source of this 729-nucleotide messenger RNA. RefSeq names its product HVA22-like protein k. The coding region runs from base 55 to 618 and encodes 187 amino acids. The record is from RefSeq and is a predicted model, not a curated record. The transcript has 8 exons. NCBI's taxonomy places the organism in Eukaryota, Viridiplantae, Streptophyta, Lycopodiopsida, Selaginellales, Selaginellaceae.